AGUGAAAAGCUAGAGAAAAGUCAGUGAUGGACAGAUGCUUGCAAGCGGUAUGGAGAUGGGUGAAGCCGCUGGUGAACUGGCGACGCAGCUGGAGACGUCGCCGUCGACGGCAGCGCAGGAGCGACGGAUCGCGGCACGCGUGCGAGUUCGAGCAGGGCUCCGAGAGCCAACUGGCGAGGUUACCGCCCAACGCGGCGCUCCGGUCGCGCCUCAAGCGCCGCCUGCAGAAGGUCCUGCUGGUGAGCUCGACGCACCCGUUCACCCGCUACUACCUGCGCAGCAAAGCCUCGAUCGCCUUCGAGAAGCAGCGUCACGGCAUAUCCAGCAACUGGUGGGUCGUGCAUCCCUGCAGCAAAUUCAGAUUCAGCUGGGACGUGGUCAUGGCGCUGACGUACAUCUACGCCUUCUUCACGAUGCCGUACACGAUAUCGUUUCGCCGACUGGCCUCGAAAUCGGUGCGAUCGGCUUACCUCGGGCCCAUCUACGUGUGCUGUCUGCUCGACGUCUUGCUCAACUUGGUCACGGGUUACUUGUCGCUCGACGGACCCAACGUCGUCAUGGAGCCGGUGCACAUAGUCAAUUGACCGAGUAACUAUCGUUGCGCCAGAAACUACGCCAAGGGAUUCCUGCUGAUCGACUUGGCGAGCUCGAUGCCCUACGAGUGGUUGUACGAGGCCCGGCUGACGCUGCCCAGGCAAAGCAUCCAGUGGCACCUGCUGCUGUUCGAGCUGGUGCCCCUGCUGAAGCUCUCGAGGCUGGUGACGCUGCGCAUCUACGCCAAGGAGAUCCUCGUGGUCGUCGGCGCCUCGAGGGCUCGCGAGUCCGUCAUAUGCUUGCUCGGCUUGACGGCCUUCAUACUUCAUUGGGCGGCUUGUUUCACUCACAUGUUUCCCUUUUACUACGCCUACGUGUGGAACAUCGACGUCCAAAAAUCGACCAACUACAUGUUUAUGGCGGAGCUGUACGACAAGCCGGCCUGGCUGGUCUACCUGAAAAACUUGCACAUGGGGGCUGGAAAUCUCUGCGGCUACACCUACAGCGAGGUGCAGUUCGACCACCUGCCCGACAAGAUCGUCAGGUGCAUGCUGCUGUUGCUGGGCAUGAUUUACUUUCUAUACGUGAUCGUGAUCGUGCUGCAGCUGAGCAGCUCGUCGACCGAGCCCGAGCACAAGUACCAGAUGAUCAUGCGCGGCGUCAAGGAGUACACGAGGAACAAGCGACUGCCCGAGCAGCUCAAGAAUCGCCUGCUGCACUUUUACGAGCAUCGCUUUCAGGGCAGCUUAUUCAAGGAGCACGCUAUAACUUCGGCUCUCUCCAAACACCUGAGGAACGAGGUGACGCAGCACAACAGCCGCAAGCUCAUCGAGGCGACGUCGCUCUUCAACAACAUACCGCGCAACCUGCUCAACAGCAUGAUCGGAGCCCUGAAGCAGAUGAUAUUCCUGCGCAACGACGUCGUGUACAAGUGGGGCUCCGAGGCCAGCUGCAUGUACUUCGUGGUGACGGGCUCGGUGGCCGUGCUGACCUUCAGCGGCGUCGAGGUCUGCCACAUCCAAGACGGCGACUACUUCGGCGAGGUGGCUCUGCUCCUCUCGCCGGACAACAAGCGCAGCGUCACCGUCGUGGCCCUCGAGGUCUGCGAGGUGCUGCGGCUCGACGCGCGCGACUUCAACCGCCUGGUGCUGCCCAAGAGCGAGCUCUACAAGCGCCUGAGGAGCGUCGCCCUCGACAGGAUCCGAGCCUUCCAAGAGGCCGAGCUCCGUAGUGCCAAAGAGCCGCCAGCUGCUUCUCCUUCUUGA
Molecule: messenger RNA, 1799 nt
Organism: Trichogramma pretiosum
Lineage: Eukaryota; Metazoa; Arthropoda; Insecta; Hymenoptera; Trichogrammatidae
Product: potassium/sodium hyperpolarization-activated cyclic nucleotide-gated channel 2-like
Exons: 6
Source: RefSeq, a predicted model, not a curated record